This is a messenger RNA of Ceutorhynchus assimilis (cabbage seed weevil), 1089 nucleotides long. The record is from the annotation of a GenBank genome assembly. Lineage: Eukaryota; Metazoa; Arthropoda; Insecta; Coleoptera; Curculionidae.
AUGUCCAAUAAUAAUAGGAAUUUCGGUGCAGGACCUGGCAAAAUACCAGACGAAGUGCUUAAAGAGGCCCAACUGGAAUUCUUGUCCUAUCAAAACAUCGGAUUUAGCGUGACGGAAUUAAGUCACCGUUCCGAGGCGUAUGCCAAAAUAAAUCAGGAAGCGCAAGAUGAUUUACGAGAACUACUAAAUGUACCAUCGAAUUAUAAAAUCUUGUUUCUACACGGAGGUGGACAAGGUUUGUUUUCGGCUGUUGCAAUGAAUUUAAUUGGGGAAAAUGGUACUGCAAAUUACGCUGUUGCCGGUAUUUGGUCAAAAAUCGCUGCAAAUGAAGCAAAAAAGUAUGGUAGAAUUGAUUUAGUUUUCCCUGAGCCUGAUUCUGGUACAAUUCCUGCCAUAAACGAUUGGACUAUAAACCCUAAAGCCUCAUAUUUGUACUAUUGUGACAAUGAAACAAUUCAAGGGAUUGAAUUUCCUUUUGUGCCUGAUUCCAAAGAAGUACCAUUAGUAGCUGACAUGUCUUCAAAUUUGUUAACUAGGAAAUUUGACGUUUCCAAAUUUGGAGUCAUUAUUGCAGCAGUUCAAAAAAACCUAGGAACUGCAGGUUUGGGAAUUGUCAUAAUCAAAGACACCCUUUUAGAUAAGGCCCUUAACAUUUGCCCUUCAAUAUUGAACUUCAAAUUAAUCAACGAGUAUGAAUCUAUUUUAAAUACUCCACCUAUAUUUUCAAUUUACAUGUUUGGCAAAGUACUAAAAUGGAUCAAAAAUCAAGGAGGCUUAGACAAGAUGGAACAAUUAUCCAUACAAAAAAGCCAAUUAUUGUACAACACACUUAAACAAUCAAAUGGUUUUUAUCACAACAACAUCCCAGAACAAAAUCGCAGCAGGAUUAAUGUACCUUUCAGGAUUAAUAAGGGCGAUGUUGAUAUGGAAAAUAAAUUCCUAAAAGAAGCCGAAGAAAGGAAAUUGUUCCAAUUAAAAGGGCACAAAUUGGUGGGGGGCAUUAGAGUUUCCAUGAACAACGCCGUAACUUGUGAAGAUGUUCAAGUUUUGGUUGAAUUUAUGAAGGAAUUUCAACAAGAAAACCAAUAA